Molecule: messenger RNA, 3891 nt
Organism: Camelus dromedarius (Arabian camel)
Lineage: Eukaryota; Metazoa; Chordata; Mammalia; Artiodactyla; Camelidae
Gene: LMO3
Product: LIM domain only 3
Exons: 4
Coding region: 601-1071 (156 amino acids)
Biological process (GO): positive regulation of transcription by RNA polymerase II
Cellular component (GO): nucleus
Molecular function (GO): transcription coactivator activity; DNA-binding transcription factor binding
Source: RefSeq, a predicted model, not a curated record
UAACAAAACGAUGUUCCUACGAGAUGGGAAAGUGACCAUCUGCGGGGCAGGGGGAGACUGGGGAGAAGUGGGGACCCGAGAGAGGUUCCGUGGAGCCAGGUGCCUCUGCCCUAGGAUGAGAUUCAAACUGAUGCGGCACAUUUUUGCGGGGGCUACCCAGCUAGCUGUUAUGAAAUACAAGUCAGAUUUAUGAUCUUUCUCAUAUUGAACAUGAUAUGCUAUGCUGACGCUGCAUGUGACAGUUUAAUCAAAUCCAUUUGUUACCACGAAGCUAAAAGGGGCCGCUGGGAUUUUCGGAUUACGGGCAGAGUUAGGGAAGCAUGUGGCUUUGUCAUUCGCCAUCAUUUUGCAAACUGCCACACGGCGAGGGGGCUCUGUGUGUGCGCGGUGUCUCGUCUGGCCGCCCUCGUCCCUUCCCCCACCCCCCGCCGCCGCUCCGACCCGCUCCCAAAGUGGCUUCACAAUAGUCGGUCGUCGGCGGUGUAGGCUGCGCACCAGGUCCGCACUUGAGCUAAAUCCGAGGGGCCCCCUUCCACUUCCACCUUUGGGCUGGGUGCUCAAUGCGAAGCUGCGGCAACUCAGGCACGCCUAAGUCAACUCAUGCAGAAAAAGGAGAAAAGUUUUGGUAUACAAAUGCUCUCAGUCCAGCCAGACACCAAGCCGAAAGGUUGUGCUGGCUGCAACCGAAAGAUCAAGGACCGGUAUCUUCUAAAGGCACUGGACAAAUACUGGCAUGAGGACUGCCUGAAGUGUGCCUGCUGCGACUGUCGGUUGGGAGAGGUGGGCUCCACCCUGUACACUAAAGCUAACCUUAUCCUUUGUCGCAGAGACUAUCUGAGGCUCUUCGGUGUAACAGGAAACUGUGCCGCGUGUAGUAAGCUCAUCCCUGCCUUUGAGAUGGUGAUGCGAGCCAAGGACAAUGUUUACCACCUCGACUGCUUCGCAUGUCAGCUUUGUAAUCAGAGAUUUUGUGUUGGCGACAAAUUUUUCCUAAAGAAUAACAUGAUCCUUUGCCAGACGGACUACGAGGAAGGUUUAAUGAAAGAAGGUUAUGCACCCCAGGUUCGCUGAUCUAUCAACAUCACCCCAUUAAGAAUACAAAGCACUACAUUCUUUUAUCUUUUUUGCUCCACGUGUAUAUAAGGAUUGACACGGGAACCAACUGAAUAGCGUAGAUAUAGGAAAGCAGGAUGGUUAUUUGGAAUAAAAGGCGGACUGCAUCUGUAUGUAGUGAAAUUGCCCCAGUUCAGAGUUGAAUGUUUAUUAUUAAAGAAAAAAAAGUAAUGUACAUAUUGCUGGAUUUUUUUGCUUGCUAUUCGUUUUUUGUGUCACUUGGCAUGAGAUGUUUAUUUUGGACUAUUGUAUAUAAUGUAUUGUAAUAUUUGAAGCACAAAUGUAAUACAGUUUUAUUGUGUUACCAUUUGUGUUCUGUUUGCUUCUUUGUAUUGUUGCAUUUAGUACAAUCAGUGUUUCAGCUUACUGUAUAUUUAUGCUUUCUGUAUCGACCAGCUAUUUUAAAUGAGCUGUAACUUUCUAGUAAAAAAUUGAAGAGCAAAUCUCACUAAUGAUACACAUAUAGAUAAAGCAAGUCGAUCCACAUUAAAAAAAAAUACUGAAAAAUAAAGACACACAAAGCUUUUUAGCAACAUCUACUCUUAUUGCCACAAUGAUUUAGUCUAUCGGUGUUCUCAUUAUAACCCCCUAUUUUCAGGGGGUUAAAGAUCAGCUUUAAAAAAAUGCAUAAAAAUUUCAUCUUAAAGCACUUUCGUUUUUUACCAACGUGAAAAGUGCCAUUUUUAGAAUAACCUUAAAGCUUAACAGUUGUCCUCUUAUCCUUUUCUGUGCUCUUUACCUAGUCAAUGGCUUUGUUUUGUUUCUUUCAGCCAUUCACCCCUGAUGUGAACUAGUGCCUUUGGGUAUUAUGUAAAAUUUUUCCAAAGGGUUACUUUAAAAAAAAGAAGAAGAAGAAGUGUUACCGCAAUUAUGAGAUAAUUAAUUUUAAAAUGAUAAAUUUCUUGUCCAGAUGUUGCCCAGAUUUCUCCAUAAGAGCUAAGGGUUUAAUAACUUGAUGGCUUGUUACGUUUCUGGCACUAAAAGGUUUUGAGUGCACAUCUCCUGAAACCAUGAUCGUGGACGUUGCAGCUCUGAUGCGAUCUGAGAAGUGAAGUUCAUUUUGAUCAGAGCAACCUAGUGCUCACAUAGUCGCACAUAGUUGUCUAGAAGAAGAGAAACAAAGGGAUUGAUAAAAAGCUGAGAAUUGGUGAUUAUAUAUUUUUCUGUAUUUAUCUGCCACUUCUUUUAAUGUUCAAAAGUGAACACUUGAAAAGUUUGAUGUGUCUUACUCUCGUUCCUUCCUCUAAGUCAUUAGCCACCCAGAAUGACUUAGGCUGAAAUCUGUCGUUCCCUUUUUGUCAAAGGUGAAAAAUUAUUCCCUUACCUCCGUGAUAGCUGAUAAAGAAGAAAGCUUUCUAGAGACAAAAAUUGUGGAGACUGAUUACUUAAGUGACAAUUAAGGAAAUAAAAAUGAGACUAUGUUCCCUUUUUCUGGGUUGCACACACUUGGCUUCUUUGCUUCCGCUGCCUGUACUCGAACUGCUUUUCAACAAAUCUAAUUCCACGCGGGCACAAUGAAGCGUAUUUUUAACUAGAGCAAAUUUUCGUGGUGUAGCUUUUCUUUCAUUGUUUUUUUUUCUUUGAUCACUUGUAGAGGAAACAGUAUUUCCCAGUGUUAUUUGCCUAUAUACUUUGUCCUGCCAAUAUAUGCAUUGCAGCUGAAAAUUAAAUGUGAUACCUGAAUUCUUGGUUUGGGGCUAAAAUAUUAAGCUGAAAAUAACGCUGGUGUGAAUUUGAGUUGUCUUCAAAGCUUUACUCUGAACAUGCAUGUGAACCUGAAUCUUGCCUCUCAUUUUUUAAGAAAAUGGUUCUGUGAGAAGUGAAUGAUACGUACUUUUACAAAUGCGUCAUGAUUAAGGGUGUUUAAGUCACAUGUCCCCCACAUUUGAGAUACAGCCAAAAACGCUUUUCAAAAAUAGCAGCUUGGGGCCCACGAAAUAACUGUUGUUUUAACCUCAGAGCCUUACAUUUGUUUCAUGAAAAGACUUGCAUCAUCAAAACCAAAAACACAAAACAGAACAAAUGCGAAGAGGAUAGAAGAGAUGUGAGAAGCGGUUUUCAUAACCCAGCCCUGCUCGUCCCCAUUGAGUUGUUUGAAAUUCAUGUGGAUGGAAAGUUUUCAUUGUCAGUAUCUUUUGCAAAUGAUCUUUUUUAGAUUUAAACGGCUUCACAUAUGUUUAUUGAUAUGUCAAAAUACUUGUAAACUCUGAAACAAACUUCCCUCAGCUUCUUGAAGGUGUUCAGUUAUCCCUGACACCCAAAGACCGAACAAGGUUUUUACUGCCUUUUCGUUUGGACUAAUCCUUUGGGAAUUAAUUCUUAUGCUUUUUGCUACAAACAAAAUUACUCACCUGGGUUAAAGAUUAAGGCCUUAAUCUCCUUAGAUUAUCUUUAAUCUCCAUGAAAUGGUGAAACAAGACAGAAAUAGACCGUUUGAUAGCUAAUUACCCCCUAAAUAGUAGCAUUUUUGACCUGAAAUACUAAGCUAAUUGUCUUGACUACUCAAAGUCCCUGAAUUGUUGUCAACUUUCCUCUUUGUGUUGUGUAGCCCUGACAUCACUUAGCUUGUUAUCUGAAGCCUCCCGUAGGACACCUGGGAUGGAGCUUUGAUUCGUCAAGCAGCAAAAGCCCCCUUCCUAACGUGCAUCUCCCAUAGGCGGCCUGUGAUGCAGGACCAGGCGUCUCCGCGCCACCAGAGUGCUGGCUGAGUUGAAAAACUGACCUGUGUUUGUAAUUUUACUUUCAUCUUCCUUAAUAAAUAUCUGCUGGAUUCUUUCA